Molecule: messenger RNA, 843 nt
Organism: Onychostruthus taczanowskii (white-rumped snowfinch)
Lineage: Eukaryota; Metazoa; Chordata; Aves; Passeriformes; Passeridae
Gene: ERP27
Product: endoplasmic reticulum protein 27
Exons: 7
Coding region: 1-843 (280 amino acids)
Biological process (GO): response to endoplasmic reticulum stress; protein folding
Cellular component (GO): endoplasmic reticulum
Source: RefSeq, a predicted model, not a curated record
AUGGCGAGGAGAAGGCGAGCUGGCACCAUGGGCACAUCCAUCUUCUCGUGCCUCUUUGUUAUCCUGCUCACCAGAUGCUCCCCAGCAGGCUGUGCUGGAGGGAGUGACUCUGCAUCCCACAGCACAGCCAGCGCCACAGAGAAACCUGUCCUGUUAAACAGCAUCCCAGAUGCUGAAGCCUUCAUCAGUGGUGCAGAGGUGGCAGUCAUUGGAUUCUUCCAGGACCCGCGGAGCCCCGAAGCGGAGCAGUUUCGCCUGGCGGCCGGAGAGAUCGCAGAGGUGCCCUUCGGCCUGAGCAGCAGCGCCGCCGUCCUGUCCCGCUACGGCGCCUCGGAGAACACCGUGGCGCUGUUCCGCAGGGUGGACAAUGACCGGCGGGACCUGGACAUGAACAACAGAGAGGUUGAUGCCAAGAAGCUGAUUCGCUUUGUUCGGAUGAACGAGCUCCGUCUGGUGACAGAGUACAACCCUGUGACAGCAAUAGGUGUGAUGCAGAGCUCACUCCAGUUUAACCUCCUCCUGAUCACAGACAAGAUGUCUCCAAAGCACCCUGAGCGAAUGCGCAAGUUUCGGGCGGCGGCAGAGCUCUACAAGGGGAAGAUUCUCUUUAUCCUGUUAGACAGCAAUUUGAAGAGCAAUGAACGAGUACUGUCGUACUUCCAGCUGAAGAAGUCCCAGCUGCCAGCUCUGGCUGUAUUCCACACCCCAGAUGAUGAGCACGAAGUGUUGACUGUGGAUGACAUCUCCAUCGAGCGUGUACAGGACUUCUGUAAUCGUUUCCUGCAAAGAGUGCCAAAGAAAGAAGACAAAUCUGAGGAGAAGCCCCUCAAUGAAGAACUCUGA